Messenger RNA from Stylophora pistillata, 4042 nucleotides. RefSeq lists its product as uncharacterized. The record is from RefSeq and is a predicted model, not a curated record. NCBI's taxonomy places the organism in Eukaryota, Metazoa, Cnidaria, Anthozoa, Scleractinia, Pocilloporidae.
CUGAGGGUUUAUUGGGUAACAAGAUCAACAUAUUUAUACAACGAGUUUCUAAUAAGUUACUGUACAAUUGUUUGUUAUUAUCCUGAACAUGAAACAAGAGAUGCGAAACAAUAGACCUCGCUUCGUUUAUCAAUCGGAAUGCGAGAUUUUAUUCAAUGAUGCGAUUCUACCAAAAAUUAUAUAUGUAUUGUAUCACAGGUGUGUGACAGGGAGCUUUACCCAGUAUCUAUGUUCAGAGUUGAUGUCGACGAGAGGCAGUCGAGUGAUCUUCCAGAAAGCGGAAAAAGUAGACCUUCCCAAGAAAAUUCAGAUGGUGAAAGGCGUGCAGUGGCUCCAGCAAUUACCCAUGAUGUUCAGCCGUUGAAAACUCAAAUUGCUGAUGCUUAUGGUUUCGUCAAACAUCCUAAUAAAUACCAGUGGAAGACACUACCAAGUUUUGAAGGUCAAAUCGGAAAAGGAGGCUGGGCAGCAGCAGCUCGACUGGCAGAGCAAUUCUUCAGAGACAACAACAACGGCGCAACACCAUGGAAACAUUUACUGGACAACCGAACCCCUAUCAACCUCCUUUACAUUACAGCGGCUAGAUACCUAUUUGUAACCCACGUUCUUUGGGAAAAAAGUAAUAGAAGGUUAAUCGCUUGUCAGGAAAAUAGAGCCGGAGGCAAAAAAAACCUUAUUGAAAGCAUCGAGAUCCCUGCAACUGGAGUGUGUUUUCCUUUACCUUAUGGCAGCGCCACCUACAAAUCAGACUACGACGUCGGGCUCAUCGGAAAAGACUCUGGAACCGUCACACAGAGCUUUAAUCAGUAUUUUCAAGCCGCCGCCCCGGAUGGAUUCGGAAAACCCUCGGAGCUUGUAUUUGACACAAAUGUUUACGCCUUCACCCUGGAAUUUGCUUUUCCAAAGAUGUUUCCCAAGCUACGCGAUAAUUUUGCUAAUAGAGUCGAAAAACUUGAGAUGAAAGUGAAGUACAAAAUGCAAGAAUUGGCCAGUGCUUAUUACAAGGUGUUUAAGUACAACAACGAUUUCUAUACAGUGUUGACGAGUUCAGCCCAAAAUAGAAUGCUAGCGGCUCCCAAGCAAGUGUUAAAUGGGUGGCUGACAACCUUCGGUGACUUAAACACCGCAGAAAGUUUCAGACAAGGGCCAGACACAAGCGAUCAUGACUUCAGACUCGCCCACAACAAUAAGUACCAAGCGUUUGUGGCAGCCGUGUCACAAAACGGAGGAUAUAACCCAAACAUGAUAGACAACGUUGCGAAGGCCCUACUCUACGCUGCUGAGGCGUAUCAUACCCGUGGCGCCAUACGACAUGUGGUAGUGGGCAUGCAGAUGAAGGUGUUCGUAAGGCCCACGUUGAACACACCGCUGUCAACCUACGACCUGUGGGUGUCCAUGAUUGAAAACUGGGGAGAUGCAAAUAAGGAGUAUCAACACUGUGGUCAUGAUAACCUCCUCAUAAAGGCGUGCUUGAACAAAAUGAGCAAAUAUUUGGCGAGGAUGUUCGAUGCCAUGCGACCGAUCCGUAAGCGCAUACAAGGAAACGAAAAAAAUCGAAUGAUAGACAUGGGUGACCCCGCGGGAUAUGCGGACUUAUGGCGGCGUGAGGGUCAGAGAGCACAAGCUGUAACUUAUUACAGGUUUUUGAAACAGUUCCAAUGCAUGGCAAUGGUAAACGUAAACGCAGAGGCACCCGUCGCUAAUCAGCCUCUAUCAAGUAAUUGUAUGGCAAACAUCAACAACGUAGUGAACACUUAUAAUGCAGUCCUGGCAGGUCUCGUGACCAACAAGGACGGAAAAGGGAUGUAAGCCCCAUUCUCCUUGUGAAGACCUCACAGAACAAGUAAUGACUUCUCCUGACAACGCCAAUACACUAUCAAGCAACAGGUGGGGAGAAUUAUGCAAAUCAUCAAGAGACCCAAAUAGUAUUGAUUAUACCUCCAAAUUUUCACAAAGGAUUUUAACUUGCAAGAAUAGUUUCCAAUCAGAUGUAGGCUGGGUAGUCAUCAUAGAUCACCAAAGCAGUACAGCUUCACUGUUAUAUCUAGCCAUUAACUUACUCAUAUUUAAAGUAUACAUAAUCAGUGUCUACAUUAUAAGGCAAAAGAGUCCUUUAUUAGUAGAAAAAGUUCCCAUAAACAAAUGAAAAUGUCUUAUAACAUGAAGAAUCAAUAGGAAAAAUAUGACCUAAUAAGAAUCAAAAUCUACAAAAACUGGAAAUAACACGCAAUAUCGAUGUUUGAAGUUCCUGCUUGCCGCCAUUUUGAAUCGUUUGACGCCACACGGUUGCCGUUCUGGAUCGUUACCAGUAACUGAGCAACUCCGCACCUACCCCUCCCCUAAUCCAAAUUAAACGUUCACUUGCUUAAAGUUGACUGUUUUGGUUUAGGGCGGGGAGGGGUGGGUGUGCAAGUGCUCAGAUACUUCCAUUGAUCAUUCAUUAUUAUAACCAAACAACAGCUCCUAUGAUCGUGAGGCUCUGAUCAGUCAUUAAGCAGAUCAUAGUUUCCAGUGAUGGAUCUUGGGGGGUACACGGGGGGGGGCGACCACCUCCACCCCCUCCCCUCCUGAUUUUGGGUAAAAAAAAGUAGACACAUAGGGAAGAAGAGCCGCAGGUGGACACACGGAAACAAAACCGCACCCCCUCCCCCUCCUCCCUUAGCUCAAAGUCUGGAUCCGAGGCCUGGAUCCGCCACUGGUUUCAACCAGGAAAUUAAAGUCACACGAUCUAACUCCUCCGCAAGCACGAAAUUCCACUUUCAAAGGCCGUAUCUGUUUCGCUUUUUUCUUACAAAACAACGCUUUUUUCACAUUAAUGCAGAAAAAUUUUAACUUUAAAGAUCAACUUAGAUAACUUGACGACCAUCUGUUCUGACAGUAGUGGUUUGGUAUAAAGAAUGAGAGAAGCCGAUAUACGCCCUCGUGGCAUGAGAAUACUUAACUACCAAGAUCUUAUUAUUAUUCUCCUCACUAGCUGCUACACAUUUACUCGUAUAGUUUUUAAGAGAAUUUGGUGUUUAAUCAAGACAACAAAUUCUAUCUGAUAAGCUUGAGAAAUAUCAUUAUCGAGAGAAGUUGCAUGUUAAUCACUUCAACUCUUAUCUUCCGGUAAUCUUUUAUUUACAAUAGUCGUUGCAUGAUACCUAACUAAGAUAUUCGAGAUCUAAAACCAAGAGAGAAAACCCUGGAGAUUAUAAAAUCGGUGAAAGAAUCCAUAAUUGCACUUUGGAAAUCAUUGAUUAAGCAGUAGAUGUUUUAAGAGAUAGACCAUUUUACGUAAAAACUUUUAAAGUGACACCUGCACUGCUAGCAGUCUCACUCAUUAGGACGAAGUGAGACUGAUCUGGGACCAUGUUGGUCACGCGCGUCCUUAAUGGGAGCCAUUCUAUUAUCUAACGUAUUUUAGAACGCAUGAAGUCUUUACUUAGGUUGCAGUUCUUGACUCUUGGUAACUUUGAGGCUCGACUUCCAGCCGCCGUUCGGGAACCGGAGCUCGCGUUCCUGCCCGAAGAGGGAGGAACGGAAAAGACCGGAUCAGAGAGAGGGGCGGAAAUCGAGCCUAGGUAACUUUGCGUGAUUGUUCAUCCCUGUCGGAGAGCCAGGGAAAAAGCUGUGAUAUCGAUGAAGAUUGCGCGGAGCUGUCCGGAACGUGAUUACCUUCAUAUCAUACUAAAAUACCGACAGGCUUUAUACUAAAUAGCAAUUGUUUUAUUUGGAUAUAGUGAACUUGAGAGAAGAUUCGACUGGGCUUCCGACCAGCUUGAACCAGAAAGUGGUCUUAAGUAUAAGCGUAACGAUUUCUUCCUUACACAAGUUUAAACUGUUCUUACCAAAUAUGAGCGACUAAAAGUCCGGACCGCCUAUUGUUAUCAUCGAAUUAUCUUAGCCGCAUUUAACGAAACAAAACAAAAAAAAACUAAAGCCAGUAGUCGUACUCAACACUUUAACAACAAAACGAGGAUUACUUUCUCAUAUGGAUUACUUCCUAUGCAAACACCUCUAAGUUAAUUUAAUUUGUGAGGACCAUUUUCAUCUUGUUGAA